Molecule: messenger RNA, 688 nt
Organism: Lathyrus oleraceus (garden pea)
Lineage: Eukaryota; Viridiplantae; Streptophyta; Magnoliopsida; Fabales; Fabaceae
Product: kiwellin-1
Exons: 1
Coding region: 1-567 (188 amino acids)
Source: RefSeq, a predicted model, not a curated record
AUGAAGAGUUUUUACCCCAAAGUUUCUUUUCUUUUAUUGUUUACUCUUAUUUUAACAAGUUGCCUAUUUUCUCAAGCACAAAAGUGUCGUCCAAAUGGUAGAAUCCGAGGAAAGAAAGCUCCAUCAGGACAAUGCAACAAAGAGAAUGACUCUGAUUGUUGUGUCCGAGGGAAAAUGUACACGACAUAUGAGUGUUCACCAUCCGUGUCUACUCAUACUAAGGCUUAUCUAACUCUUAAUAGUUUUGAGAAAGGUGGAGACGGAGGUGGACCUUCAGCAUGUGAUAAUCAGUACCAUUCUGAUGACACUCCUGUUGUUGCACUUUCCACUGGAUGGUUCAAUGACAAGAGCAGGUGUCUGAACAAGAUUACUGUAAGUGGUAAUGGAAAAAGUGUGGUGGCCAUGGUUGUUGAUGAGUGUGACUCUACAAUGGGGUGUGAUGAAGAACAUGAUUACCAACCUCCAUGUCCAAACAACAUUGUGGAUGCUUCCAAGGCUGUGUGGGAAGCUUUAGGUGUUCCUAAAGAACAAUGGGGUGGCCUUGACAUUACAUGGUCAGAUGCUUGAUUGUAGAAGAUGAAAUCUAUGUUAGGGUUUUUGUGCUGUAAUAUUUACUAGUACGUGAUACUGUGUACUUGAAUUCCUCGUCUUAUGUGUAUAUUAUGGAUAUGCUAUGCUGUUACAAGAA